This is a messenger RNA of Diprion similis, 8909 nucleotides long. RefSeq names its product menin (gene Mnn1). Gene Ontology annotation, biological process: negative regulation of cell cycle; negative regulation of cell population proliferation; regulation of transcription by RNA polymerase II. Gene Ontology annotation, cellular component: histone methyltransferase complex; chromatin; nucleus. The coding region runs from base 630 to 2447 and encodes 605 amino acids. The record is from RefSeq and is a predicted model, not a curated record. Gene Ontology annotation, molecular function: chromatin binding; transcription cis-regulatory region binding; Y-form DNA binding. NCBI's taxonomy places the organism in Eukaryota, Metazoa, Arthropoda, Insecta, Hymenoptera, Diprionidae. The transcript has 4 exons.
UGGGAAUUUAUGACUUCAGUCUUCCAGUCAACGUUUCUGUCCGUUAAAAAGAAGUAAAGCUGCAUAAGCUUGAUAAUCCGGUUAUACGUAUUAAAAACAAUCUAUGGAAGGUAAUGUCAUUCCAUCUGCGAUAAAUCAGUGUUGAUAAUGAUGUAUAAAAGAACCUGAAUUUCAACAUUUGUAUUUAUAAUAUUUAGAAGAACGGAUGUCACGUGGACGAUGGGACAAUAGACGCGUGUCAAGUAUGAUGAGAUCAAUUACACGAUGUAAAUAACACGCUUAAAAUUAUUUAGGUUACCGGAUAAUAAAAUAAGUUUAGAAUUACCGUAAUGUAAAAAUUGCUCUCAUUACGCAAAUACACUUCGUUAUGUAACUUGAAUAUAUUUCGAAAUGCAACGACGCUGUCCGCCAUGCUGGCGUCUGCGAGAUUCAACGUUUUCUGUCAAAAAUGAUUAGUUUUCAAGUAAUACGAUGAAAAGGACCGACUAGCCGGGUGAAGUAAAACGUUGAUCGUUAACGUAACUCGAUUAAAAUUUCCUGAAUUAAAAGUUUCAGUCAAGAUAAAGGAGUACGGUAGAAAUUUCUCCUCUGGCAAGACAUGGGAGCCCGUGAAUGGUGCCAGUCGCGACAUGGCGGGUUUUCGAGAAGAGGAUAAAGCGCUAUUUCCCAUUCAAAGCAUAUCUUCGAUAGUAGAAAUAUUUAAAAAUCAAUUGGAAAACAGCUCGGAGCCGGACUUGGCGUUGUUGUCAAUACUCGUUGGUGCGGUUGAGAAUUCUUUGACGUGUAAUCGGACAUUUGCGUCGCAAGAGACCGCUGUUUACGACGAGCCGAAACUUCCAGCGGUAGAAUUUCACAUCGCCGAAGCUUUGUACACGAAAUUUCACGCGGUUAUUAAAGGAGCCGUCGACCUCACAGUUUACGACACUAAAUACGCGACCAGAGAGCUUGUCAAAAAAGUCUCAGAUGUCAUAUGGAAUUCCCUGACACGCAGUUACUACAAGGAUCGAGCGCAUCUUCAAAGUUUGUACAGUUACUUGACAGCUAACAAAUUGGAUUGUUUCGGUGUCGCUUUCGCCGUCGUUGCCGGCUGUCAAGUCUUGGGAUUCAAAGAUGUUCAUCUUGCUAUGUCCGAAGACCAUGCAUGGGUUGUAUACGGCGAAGACGGUGUCGAGACUGCUGAGGUCACAUGGCACGGGAAAGGGAACGAGGAUAAACGCGGUCAGCCAGUUGAACCGGGGAUUGCAUCUAGAUCCUGGUUAUACGUCAAUGGUCAAGCAGUUGUAUGUUCACGAACGAUGGAAGUUGCUACAAUUGUUUCUGCCAUAAAUCCAAGUCUCAGUGCAACUGCUGAUGCGGCUGAAGUGGCUCUACUGCAACAGGAAUUAUUGUGGUUAUUAUAUGAUCUGGGACAUCUGGCAAAGUAUCCAAUGGCACUCGGAAAUCUCGGAGAUUUGGAAGAAGCCGCUCCUACACCUGGCAGGCCGCCUGCCGUUCACUUGUUUCAGGAGGCUGUCAGAUCAGCGAGAAAAUAUUAUGGCAAUGCGCAUGUUUACCCAUAUACUUAUCAAGGAGGAUAUUUAUACAGGCAUGGGUUACACGCAAAUGCACUUGCGUCGUGGGCUGGUGCAGCAGAUGUUCUGAGAAAGUAUGAUUAUUCGAGAGACGAUGGUGAAAUAUAUAAGGAGCUACUUGAAAUAGCAAACGAAUUGAUACCCCACACAGUCAGGGCAGACGAGCGACUUCUGCGACAACCGCGCUGCUUUGCUUAUCUUCUGCGUUUUUAUGAUGGCAUAUGUCAGUGGGAAGAAGGUGCGAAUACACCAGUUUUGCACAUUGGUUGGGCAAGACCGUUGGUGAAUACAAUAUCGAAGUUUGAUGCGAAUAUCAGAGCUCAGGUUAUCAUAGAAUGUUAUGAUGCGGAUCAGAAGUCUGAAGAGGAUAAGGCGCAAAAGCGGGAAGCAAGUAUUGACGAAGCGCUGAAUAACAACAACAAUAAUUAUUGCAAGACCAAGGAAAGGGGUAACACAGCUCGCGAUUUAAUAAAAAGUCUCGAAUCAAAAGUCCCUGCAACUCCGGCGCCGACGCAUCCGAGUAUUCAAGCUCUGACUGCCGCAUGCAGUGAAAAAAUACUAAAUAGGGAUUACCUGCUACAAGGAGGUGGGGAACCGUUUGUAGCACCGCCGGAAAACGCUUUGCCUGUUGAACCAUCCACAUCGCAGGAACAGCUUGAUCCUGAAAUUGAAAACGAUCUGGAAAAUGAGAAGCCGAGAAUAACUUUAUACAGUCAGAAAAUGAAGGGCCUAAAAGACUUGUUACUUGCCGAAAAGUUGAACACGCAUGCAAUAUCGUUGCAACUAACCGCCCAAAGCCAGGUACAAAUUGGUAAAAAAGGUAGAGGUAGUGACGAAGGUGUUAGUCAGCGUCCAAAAAGGACGCGCAGGGAGUAGCAUUGGCAUACAUGUUUUGUAUGAUUGAAUAUUAAGAUACAGUAUCUUAUAUCUUCCUAAGAAAUCUCUUAACGACAAUGAUAAUAGAAGCAAUCGAUGCGACGAAUCAAUGAUAUCCGUUCUUAACUAUCAAUUAUUACAGUGAAAUUCAUUGAUAAACUGGUAUCGACAUGGUUGCAAAUUCAAAUAUCACGUUGUUCAUACGGAGUUCAUUUUUUGUUCUGAUCAAUAAUUAAUUUGAACAAUGUAUAUUCAAAUGGAUUCUUGAACUGGUCCGUCACAUCGUUUGGUAGUAUGAAUUGAUACUCUAUUAUCUGUUGGUGGUGCAUAAUAAUUAUACAAUCCAAUGUAGGUUUAUUCAGCCCCUAAAGAUAGGAUGCUUACAUUACAGAUGAAAUAAUAAAUAUUAUUAUUAUCGAUAGGUGUAGGUAGUGUAGAAAAUGUUGAGAAAAAAAUUUUGUAGGAGAGUACAAAAAAGUUAUUUGAUUUUCGAGUCAAAUGAAAAAUAGGUGCUUGUGUCAUGUCUUUUUAUGUGAAAUUAAUGAGGCCUAGUUAAGAUUAAGAAAGAAAUGAUUUGUAAGUAUUGUAAGAAAAAAAAAAAAAAAAAAAACGAAACAAAAGAGAAGAGAAACAAAGUAACGUUAAAUUUUUCGGAGUAAAAUACUUGUGGAAAAUCUCGUUUGUAAGUGAAAAAUGACUGACAAAAGUUUCGGGCAAGUACAAAGUGCUACUUUGCGAUGGAGUAUUUAAUCGAACACCAAGUUCACAUCGCGUGGUAUUAAAUUGCUCGUUACUCGGAACCUAGAUAAUAAAAAGAUUUGACAUCUGCAUCUGUAAAUAAAAAUAAGGUACUAUGCUACCUGUUCUAUUAAUCACAAUGAUUGCUCAUCGGUGAUGAUGGAUUCACACACUUAUUAGUCUAUUUCUAUUUUCUUGUUGCACUUUUGCUUAUUUAUUGAUUCAAGUUUCUCUAAUUAUCUAUUGCACUAUUAAUUAUGAUUAACAAGUUAAUGUUAAUGUUUUUUACGUGAAGUAGAUGAACUUUUGUUAGACUUACGCUUUUAAAAUCUAGUACGAACGAUAGAAAGAGGUAAAAAAAACCUAAAACUACAACAUUCCACUCCAUAGGUGGUGCAAAAUGAUUAAUUUUAUUUAACUAAGGUAUUUUAAGCAUCAAAUGCUCGCUUAUUUUUAUAACUAUUUAUUUCCAGAGUAAUUAUGAGUAUUUUUAGAUUAAUUGUAAUUUUUAUUUCCCGGCUCUUUUAUUGCCACAGAAUUACUUGUAGCUUGGAUAUUAAUUUGAAAAGCUCGUAUAAUAUAUUUCUACAUACUCAUUCGAUGAUCUGAGGAUAGAAAUAGAAUUUCCAAUGGAUACCUUGACUAAUUCAUACGCAACUUUCUUAAGCUUUGAAGCGCAUAGUAGGGAAAACUGGAUUUUAUUACCAGUUAGAGAAUAUUUAGUUUCUUAUAGAUACUCGAAGAGAGAAAAAGGUUUAAAUACAUCAGCAGUCCUUAACGCAUCUUGUAUACAACUAAUUCUCACCUUCAAAUGUUUGAGUGCAGUAUUUUACGAAAAUAUCCAAUAGAGUAGCAUAUGAAUCAAGUUUUGGUAACUGCGUGUUAUUCUUUGCCAGCGUUAGACUUUGAUAGAGAAAAUCUGUGUUUCUAAUUGAUUCCUAUUUAAUGUGCGGAUGAUGAGAGGCUAUGUAUUUACGUAGAAAAAAAUUCAACCAAAAAUUCACUCAUUUUUAAAUGUAAAUUACAAUAACUGUAUAACCAUGAUAUGCGAAAUGUCAUAAUCAAUUAAUCUGUAUUUCACCAUGCGAUUUACAAAAAGUGAAAAAUCGAAAGUCAUCCUCCAUAGCUCAUAAGCUACUCUAAUAAUAUUGAAAUUGUGUAUGAUUUACGACACCUUUUGACCAGGAAGUUAAUAAUCUUACUGAAUAUACUGGUAUACGUAUGAUAUAUUUAUCAAUACUAUCUAGAGUCAGUUUUCAGGCCAUACUGUUUGACAGGUAUUUAUCAGGCGCCAGCUGAAUUCUGUUGGCUUUAUUUCUUGAUGUAAACAAAAAGCUUGAUAGGAAUUUCCAAGAUUUUUGUGUGCAAAAAAGUGGUCGUGAAUUUACCAAAUAAUUUGGAAUUUGGUAUUGAAAAAUGACGAGAGAGUAUAUUAUCAAAGAAUAUUCAAUGGAUUUUAACGAUCAGUACAAUUGAUGACAGCUAAUAAUUUACAGUUGGCAACUGGAAGCAAAAGAAUUUGUAUAUACAAUAAUUCGUUGCAAAGUGGGUACAUAAUAGUAUUAUGUAGCAUCUUUCCUUAAUUACCUCGAUGAUUCUUGAACUGAAAUACCAUUUACGUAACUAAAUGGAGGUGAAUUUCCAUGCUCGACAAAUGUACGUCAUGACAUUCUUAUUUUAAUUUUUUUCUUUCAUCUAUGAGUAUCAUGAGGUAUUCAUUUUAUAAGGUUUGAGAGGUUGUUGAAGUAUGGUUUGUUAAAUGCGAAGUAGAGUAAAAAGAUCCAAUAAAAAGAUCAAUGGUCACAUAAUAUUGAAAGGCGCUAUCUUACUGUGAUGCAGAAUAUGCUAUAUUAUACUAGUGAUCAUAGUAAUAAUAUAGGAAAUAUAUUAAAUAUGAAUUGUCUUAAUGAUGAACUGUCGCUUUAUCCUGCAGCAAAGAGUCUCUGAGUACAAAAUUACAAAUGACACGCCUGUAUAUGAAGCUUUCUUCGUUGGAAGAUAUUAAUUCAAAACUUCAUGCACUGCUCAUUUCUUAAUUUUCCGACAAUACGAUACUGUUUGGGCAAAUCGUGUUCCCACUUAAAAGUACUGAGAUGGAAGAUAUGAUGGAAUUGAGAAAUUGUGAACGCUUAGUUUCGAAUAUAGUUCUUCCGACGAAGACAUUCGAUUGAUGUAAUGAACUGAUUUUCUAUGUUUAGUGGAUAAACUUCUAUUUUUAUUUUGCGAUCUCUUGAAGUUUUUACUUUUUCACAAGAAGCAUAUAUUACCUGAUGUUACAUUAGCAAUUCGCACAUUAGAUUCAACAUUAUAUUCAUAAUACUUUAUCAUGCAUAUUCAACAAUGCAUGAGAAAAGAUGAAAUAAGGCAGUAAAUUGUCAUGCAUCUCGUCAAAGAAGAGACGCUAUGAAAAUUGCUUCAAGAUAUCGCGAAUUUAUAAACCAAAACAUUUAAACCCUGCAGGUGAGAACUGGUGCAUAAUAUGUAGCAUGAAAUUUGAAAAAAAUCUAUCAUGUAGUAAAAUAAUUAGCAUUAGUUGCUAAAUGGCACUCACUGGAGGAAAAAAAUAUAUGAAUUUUUAACGCACAGUACAUUUGACUGUUUUUGGCAAAAUAUUUGCUAACUGUUACGUAGAAUCAGCUCCUACACAUUAUAAUAGUUGUUAAAUAUUUUGUACAAGCAUUAUAUCUUCUUCCAUAUUAUAACUUAUUGUAUACGAAAAAACAAUAUGACAAAAAAUUAAUUUAGCGCUUGCAAAAGAUGUUCAGUAAUUGGAAAAUUCAACUUCGUUGCGAGCCAUUGUUAAUUUCCAAUUAGGGUAUUUCAUAACAAUUUCAAUAUGCAUAACUUGAUAUUUGCAAUGGUGCGAAUAUUUCUAUAUACGUAUGAUAUACCUAUAAUGGGAGUAGGCUACUUAUGCACAUUUAGGUUGUGUAUUAAGUGUAGUAAGAAAUAUAUUUGACUCGAGUAUGCUGCGCGCCAUUCUCAGUAUUUGAUGUUACAUUGACUAAUUUAUUAGUAAAUGGUAAAUGUGAAGGUGUUAAUGUGCAUAAUACUAGCAACAUAAAAAAAUGAAAAAUAUGGUAAACAAAACAGUAUUUUUAUAUUAGCAAAGUAUAAACGUGAACUUGGCUUUUUAGUUGGAUUGAAAUUUUUUUAGCAAAAUUGUAAUACCGUGAGCAAUUUUUUUUUUUUACUGUUCUGUGUAUAGUUAUGACAAAUGUUAUCCAUGAACAUCAGCUAACAAUGCUUCGAAUUUUUAAUUCAAAUUCAAUUUACUUUAUACGUAUUUGUACAUUUUAAUCAAUAUAAUGUAUAUUGAAGAAUAUCAGAGGCAAAUUUAGAAUAUCUUAGAGGCACAAAAUAUGAAUUAUAUUAUAACAUACCUACUUGUACCAAUAAUCUCUUUCGAUAUUUUUAUUAUCUUUUAGAUACGACGGUUGUAUAAUUAAUACUAUUACGAAUACUAUAUUAUUUUAUUCCUUGAAAAUUGAGUGUCUCAUGUUACUGAGCCAAGUCCGCUCAAAUAUUGAUUUGAUUUCGACAAUGAAGUGUUUGGCAUAAUUAAAACCAUGCAAAAAUGUAUACAUAAAUAUUCGUCGAAAGUACUUCUUACUGUCAGGAAAAUAUUCAAAUUCCAUUGGGCGAUGCAAAGACCAAAAUCAUAAAAUUUUGACUUCUGAUUCCUCCAGUACUUUGGGUUUGUCGGAUGAAAAAAAGUUGUUCAAUAACGCGAUGAAAAAAAACAAAAAAACGAACUGCCGUGACUGAUAGAUUAUGAUUUUUCGUCUAAUUUAUUUUUUCUAUUUUGUAUUACCCGUUUCAUUAUUCUUACAUAACUGAUCACCCCGCUAUUUCUUUUCUGAUACCUAGGAGCCAACAGAAACUGUUGUGUGCCAUAAACUGUAAUUUUUAAUUUAAUAAUAAUAAUAAUGAUAUUCCAUGUAACAUGUUACAUGAAUCAAAUUGUUGAACAUCUAGCUUAUUGUUUCCAACGGUAUUUCUGUAACUGGAAUCUAUUCAAUGGGAAUUAUUUUAUUUCCCCAGGAAUAAUUACUACUUAAUUGUUGUUUGCGCACAAAUUGACCUAAUAUAUCACCUAUUUGGUUCGUUAUGUCGGCCGACUUGUAUUUGAGAAAUGUAAAUAAGUAAUGCUUGAAAAUUUGGAUAUUGUAUAGAUGUAUAAUACGAGUGUUAGUAUACCGAACAGAGAAAUACGUAUACCAAGCUGAAUACAUCGGCUCUUUGUUGAUGGAAUCUGUUGAACUAAAUUUUUUUUAAAGCAGAAUAUUCGUUUACUCGUGAUGAAAAGAAAAUUUCGAAAACUACAUGCAACAAAAUUAUAUAAUCGCUAAAUUUCAGGGUUAAAAUCGAAUAAUAAACAAUGAAUGUAGCAUGUGCGUUCACUGAAGUUUGAUGCGGCAUGCAUAUUUUUGUAUUGAAUUUGCUUCAUCAAGCUGCUUUAAAAAUAUUUUUACUGACUUAUGGAUCGCUGAAGAAAUGACGUAAAGUAUUGCAUCUAUAUUUUAUCUCGGUCUUCGAGCUGUUAUUAAAUUUAAACUACUUAGAAUUUCUCAACUAAUCGUCAUAACUUCCAUAGAGAAAAACUUAUUAGAAUCAAAGCCACUAAGAUAAUGCAAUUCAAUAAUUCAUUUCAGUUACGAUCUUUCAUGUACUUAAAAUGCUUGAUUUCAAGCUGCAUCAGUGAUACAUUAAUAGUAAUAAUGAUGAUUCUGAAAUCUGCAAGUGCAAUCUGUUUGCGAUAAGAAGAAGUGACUUUAUUCUAAUAAUACUUUCACAUUGUUCGUAAUGUAAUUACAACUCUUACUGAAAAAAUUGAACCAGAAAGAAAUUGGAAGCUACGUAGCAAAGUGAUGAAGAAAAUUCACAUUGAGCCAUGCUACUGAAAACAAUCCUUCUUCCCAUCGCUGCAGGGCAUUCAUAGAGCACCAUUUCAAUUUCAGUCCAAUUUUGAAUGGAUUUGUACUGUAUAUCUCCUGUUACUUGGUGGUGGCAGUAAAGUAAAUGAAGAAGACCUUUAUUGUUAUUUGCUUUGAUCCGUUCUUGAGACUUGUGGAUGAAGUGGUGCUCUUUGUAAAGUGUGCAGAUUUUAUGUUGAUUAUCCACACAUUGUUAAGAAACAUAACACUGAGUUGUAAAAAAUAUUAAAAAUAUGUCUUGUUUUUCUGUGGAUCAUAAUAAACUAUUUUAUUCUAAAUUGAUGACGUGUUCAACCAUUAUUCCAAUAGAAUAAUCAAGCCUCACAUUGUCUUGGAUUGUGGAAGAUUGAUCCUUUUUUUUUAAGAUGUAGAGGAUACAUUAUACAUUUAUUGUAUCAUUUACACAAUUUCAACAGAUGAUGUCUUGUCUAUUUCAGUAAGCGGUAAACAAAUAAUAUGAAUCGAUGUUGAAUAUAUAUUAUUAUCAUUAUUAUUACUAUAAUUAUUAUUUGUAGGCACGAGGAAUGUCCAGAAAUAGCAAUUUUUGUGACAUAAAAGUUAUGAGUCUCUAACUAGAAUAAGGAUUGAUUACAAUAUAAAAGAUUUAAAUAAAUUACAAUAUUAAUUAGGGUAAUUCUUAAUGUAAUAAGUAAUAUUUGGUCAUUGAUCGCUUUUAUACUAACAUGAAAAGCUAAUGAAUAGUAAUUCAUUCGAUUCAACCAAACCCAUCUUUUUACGUGCACAGAAUUUAGUGAUGGUGGGUAAUAAUUAUAUGAACAAAAUCAAA